Molecule: messenger RNA, 1761 nt
Organism: Tachyglossus aculeatus (Australian echidna)
Lineage: Eukaryota; Metazoa; Chordata; Mammalia; Monotremata; Tachyglossidae
Product: olfactory receptor 4P4-like
Exons: 5
Coding region: 1-1761 (586 amino acids)
Biological process (GO): G protein-coupled receptor signaling pathway
Cellular component (GO): membrane
Molecular function (GO): G protein-coupled receptor activity; olfactory receptor activity
Source: RefSeq, a predicted model, not a curated record
AUGGAAAAGAGGAACAACGUCACAGAAUUUAUUCUUUUAGGUCUGUCCAGUGAUAGAAAUUUGCAGAUAUUCUGCUUUGGGCUGUUCCUCUCCUGUUACAUUGCAAUACUCUUAGUGAAUCACAUCAUCCUCAUCACCAUUAGAGGCAGUUCCCUCAUCAAACAUCCAAUGUACUUCUUCCUCUGCCACUUGUCCUUCAUGGACCUCUGCUACACUUCCACGGUGACUCCCAAACUGGUCGGAGAUUUGCUGUCUGAGAAGAAAACCAUUUCCUUCUGUGACUGCAUGAUUCAGCUCUUUACCAUACACUUCUUUGGUGGGGUUGAGAUCUUCAUCCUUGUUGGGAUGGCCUACGAUCGCUAUGUUGCCAUCUGCAAACCCUUGCAUUACGUUGUCAUCAUGAACAAGCAGCGGUGUGCCACAGUGGUUGCAGUGUGCUGGGUAGGAGGAUUUCUCCAUUCCAUCUUCCAGUGGGUCCUUAUUUUUUGUUUGCCCUUCUGUGGCCCCAAUAAGAUCGAUCACUAUUUCUGCGAUGUUUACCCUCUCCUGGAACUGGCCUGUACAGAUACUGAAGUGGUAGGACUUCUAGUCCUCUCCGAUUCAGGGACAGUUGCAUUGGUUUCUUUUACAGUCUUGGUCUUCUCUUACGUCACCAUUUUAGCCAGUCUGAGGACCCGCUCUUCAGAAGGACGACACAAAGCCCUCUCCACCUGCACUUCCCACAUCAUUGUGGUGGCAUUAUUUUUUUUGCCCUCCAUCUUCAUUUACCUCCGGCCGGCCACAAUCUUCCCCGAGGAUAAGGUGUUUGCUCUCUUUUACACCAUCAUUGCCCCCAUGUUCAACCCCCUCAUCUACACGCUGAGGAACAGAGAGAUGAAAACGGCUAUGAGACAGGUGUGGUGUUGGAAGUCGCAUUUAGAAGGAAAAUCAGCAAGACAUAGGUGCAUGCAUGCCUCAGACAGCCCCAAGGAAACAAAUUUGACUCCUGAGAAAUCAGAAAUGACUCGAGAUUCAGAAACUCCAUUUUCUCAGAAACAGCCCCCAUCCAUUGUGGAGGUCCCUAGUCAUUUUAGUUUAAAAAGAAAGCCAUAUCGCAAAGAGCUGGGUUCAGAUUGGCUGACUCUCCUUGGAAAGUUGAGCAUGGAUUGGACUCUCCUCAUCCUCAUCACUGUCAGAGGCAGUUUCCUUAUCAAGCAGCCCAUGUACUUCUUUCUCUGCCAUCUAUACCUCAAGGAUGUCUGCUACACUUCCACGGUUAUUCCCAAACUGAUCCGAGAUUUGCUGUCUGAGAUGAAAACCAUCUCCUUCGGUGACUGCAUGACACAACUCUUUACCAUGCACUUAUUUGGUGGCGUUGAGUUCUUCAUACUUGUGAGGAUGGCCUCUGAUCGCUAUGUUGCCCUCUGCAAACCCUUGCAUCUUGGAGGCGAUGGAGGGAGCAGCUUUUAUACCUGGCCCCGUGUGUAUGGAAUAUUCCGGGAGUUGGGACCCUGGAUGGUGUGUUGGAAAGGGGCAGUUAUGCUGGAAGCUUUUCUCUGUGUCAAUAGAGGAAUGGAGUGUGAGCAGGAGGAGCUUUUAUCCCUAUUCUGGUGUGUACAGAUAAUGCUGAGAGCAAGGACCUGCGGUGGAGGGAGGGAAGGUGGUGGUUACCAUGUGAUUUUCUCAGCCGUGAAUGAGGGGUCCGAGAGAAAGCGGAAGCCACUUUCAUCCCUGGUGCACAGAUCAGACUGGGAGCAGGGACCCUCGGUGGAGGGAGGGUAG